Molecule: messenger RNA, 1136 nt
Organism: Osmia lignaria (orchard mason bee)
Lineage: Eukaryota; Metazoa; Arthropoda; Insecta; Hymenoptera; Megachilidae
Gene: Dera
Product: deoxyribose-phosphate aldolase
Biological process (GO): carbohydrate catabolic process; deoxyribonucleotide catabolic process
Cellular component (GO): cytoplasm
Molecular function (GO): deoxyribose-phosphate aldolase activity
Source: RefSeq, a predicted model, not a curated record
UUCACUGACGCGUUAUAUCAUGUCUGAACAAUCAAGGAUCAUGAACCGUUACGUUGUUAUCAAUUCUUAACAAAUAUAUUUAAAUGAUAACUUCUGUAAGUUUAGAUUUCAUUUCAUUUUUGCGUACUUGGUUCUUGUAUCUCUCUUGUAUACCACUAAUUUACCUUCGUGAAUAUUUAAAGGAUCACAAUGGAUAUCCAAAAAUUAGCUAAGGCUAAAAUGAACUUUGACCAAUCUGGUAUAGAUGCGAAAAUUAAUUCUGUGCGUUCUAAGGCAAAGGCCAUAGAACCUAAUAUGAAAACUACUUGGCUACUGAAAGCCAUAGGUUUUAUUGAUUUAACUACUUUGGGAGCUGAUGAUACACCUGCAAAAGUUGAAGCUGUAUGUGCAAAGGCAGUAAAUCCUCUUCAAUUGCAAUCUAAUUCAGCUGUACAUACUGCAUCUAUAUGUGUCUACCCUCUAAGAUUUCCGGAUGUAAUAGCUGUAAUGGCAAAACUUGACAAAGAACAUAAAGUUAAUAGAGAUACUGUGGCUGGAGGAUUUCCAUCUGGGCAAUUCCCAUUAGAAACACGACUUCGUGAAGUAGAAAUAGAUGUAGAGCUAGGAGCUGAUGAGAUUGAUAUUGUUAUCAAUAGACCAUUAGUUUUGAUGCAACAAUGGAAUGAAUUAUAUGAAGAACUGAAAUCAUUUCGUGCUGCUUGUGGUAAUAAAGUAUGUUUGAAAGUAAUACUUUCCACUGGAGAGUUACAGACUUUGGAAAAUGUAUAUAAAGCAUCCAUGAUUGCAAUGAUGGCUGGAGUAGAUUUUAUUAAAACAUCUACUGGAAAGGAAGCAAUAAAUGCUACUUUGCCAGUUGGAAUAGUUAUGUGUCAGGCAAUUAGAGAUUAUUAUGCAUCAACUAAGAGAAAGGUCGGUUUCAAACCAGCAGGUGGUAUUAAGACUUCACAAGAUGCCUUGGAAUGGAUGAUGUUAGCUCAAAUGGAACUAGGAGAUGAAUGGUUAACUAAAGAUUUAUUUAGAAUUGGUGCAUCCUCUUUAUUGGAUGAUAUUGUUGGAGUACUACGUUCAAAUUAAUGUUAUUAUAUACGCGGAAUAUUUGUUAUCUUUUUAUUAAAACUAUGUAUCUAAACUCUCUA